This is a messenger RNA of Oryctolagus cuniculus (rabbit), 5247 nucleotides long. RefSeq names its product MAGE family member E2 (gene MAGEE2). Gene Ontology annotation, biological process: negative regulation of transcription by RNA polymerase II. Gene Ontology annotation, cellular component: nucleus. Lineage: Eukaryota; Metazoa; Chordata; Mammalia; Lagomorpha; Leporidae. The record is from RefSeq and is a predicted model, not a curated record.
AAAGUAUCAAAAGGAGUUCAGAAUGGAGAGUAUGAUCUCAUUUUUUUCAUUCGCAUUUAAACAGAGUGGAAAACAUGCCAUAUGUCAGAGUCACAGGUGCAGCUCUCUUGUUAUUCGUUUAGCAAUAACUAGAACUGCUUGGAUUCCUGUAGGACAGAAGUGGCUUAGACAAGAGUAUAGUUCAAUGUGACUAGGGAGCAGAUAGCAAGGAAGGGUGUACCAAGGGUUAAAAAUGAAAACAGAGUGCCAGGUAGGGAUCAAUUUGUUAAGGGUUUGAACGCUAUGGAAUGGAAUCAGGAAGUAAUUUUAGAGGUAAGAUGCUGCCAUUUGAUAAUUAUGUUUCUUUAUUAGAUGGGAGGGUAGUAAGAGGUUCAAAUGACAACAAACUGUGAAUUGAGUUUUAGGGGGAGAUUAUCUGUUUUUGUUUAUUACUGGAGAGAUUAAAAAUCCUCUCUGAAUUUGCCAUAGGAAGUACCCAUCUACGACAAAUAACAUGAAACUUUUCUGGGAAAUAGGCUCUACGAGAGCAAGGAACUCCAACAGAUCUGACCUCAGUCACACCUUUGUGGUAGCUCGAAACAUGGUGCUGUUUUCCACAAGAUUCUCCCAAGGAAUGAAUAGCACACACACCACCCACUUCUACCUUGUAGAAUGUGCAUGUUCAUUUGUGUUAGCGUUGAUCUCUUUGGCCCAGUUUGGCCUUAUCCAUAGUCCUAAACUACUCUGCUAAUAUAGAAAGCACUUAGGAUGUAGAAAAUGAGAGAGGUGAGUGAAAGCAGUGGCCUCUGAACAAAUUCCAUGGCACAGGAUUACUGAACAAUAUUCAUUACCCCUAAGAAUUAAAGGAAGGAUUUCAAUUGUAGCUGAAGAUGGCAAACCCUAUAUAAUUCUUUUUCCUCUUUCCAAUGCCCUACUGAGUUCCUUGACGGUUGAGGGCUAUGAUACAGCUAUCUAUGCUUUAGCCCAACUAUUUUGGUAGCAGAAAAUAAACAAGCUGACUCCUCUUCCUGGCCAAAAUGUUGGCAUCAUGCAUCCCCAAACACACAUGUGCACUUGCACACAGACAUGAACAAACCCCUGAAUGAACAGGCCCUAUUCUAAUGUUGCCAUCUCUACCCUUAGAGGCUCCAAACAGUUCUGACAUCCUUCUGAAACAGAAAACCCAAUUCUUCCCAUCUAGUCACUUUCAUUCUCAUUUCCCACCCAUCCUAGCAUAUUCUGGCUCUAGCUACCCUGGGUGACUGGAUGUUUUACAAACUUAUUUUGUGCUUGACACCUCUGGGCCAUUCCUGUUGCUGUUCCCUUAGGCUAGAAUCCUCUUAUAAACCACAAAUCCUUCCCAUUCGUUUCAUCACUUAGAGAUCAAAUCCUCUUUGAGCCUUUCUGGGCAAUUGCCCCUGCACCAAGACACCCAGAUUAAGCUAUAGUUCCUUGCUUGCUCCUUCUUCAAUGUUUGUACCAUAUGUUGAUUGGCCCUCUAUUAGAGCACUCAUUCCCGUGUAUUUUGUAUGAUCCAUUUUAAAUAAACAAGGCUAUAAAUUGAAGGUCAGAUGGUGCAACAGAGAGUAGUUAUGCUUGAGAUUCUGACACCACAGUUCAAACUCUGGUCUUUCUCAAUUGUUUCUGGCCAAUUUUAGACAAGUAAAUUCACCUUCUUCACACAGUUUGCUCAUCUGUAAAAUGAGGACCAUAAAGAGUAGCUACAAGGGGUGGGUGCUGUGGCUCAUUGGGUUAAGCCACUUCUUGGGAUAACUGCAUCCCAUACUGGACAAUGUGCCAGUUCAAGUCCUGUCUAUUCCACUUUCAAUCCAGCUUCCUGCUGAUGCAUCCUAGGAAACAGUAGGUGAUGGCUCUAGUACUUGGGCUCCAAACAUCAAUGUAGGAGACCCGAAUGGAGUUCUGGGCUCCUGGCUUCAGCUUGGGCCAGCCCUGGCUGUUGUAGGUAUUUGGGAAGUAAAUCGCUCUCACUCUCUCUCACUCUUUCUGCCUUUCAAGUAGAUGAUAAUAAACGUGACUAAUAUAUAAAGCUACCAGGGCAGAUUUGUGGCAUGCAGUUAAGUUGCUAAUUGAGACACCAGUAUUCUGUAUCAGAGAAUCUGGUUUGAGUCCCAGCUACUCUAUUUCCAAUCCAGCUUCCUCCUGAUGUGCACUCUGGGAGGCAGCAGUGAUGGUUCAAGUACCUGGCUCCCUGCCACCCAUGUAGGAGAACCUGACUCAGCUCUGUGCUCCUGGCUUCAGCCUGGCCCAGCUGGGGCUGCUGUUGGCAUGUGAGGAGUGACACAGCAGAUGGAAGAUCUCUCUCCAUCUGUCUCUCUUUUCUCUGUCUGCUUUCUAAAUAAGAUGCAAAUAAACAAAUAAAAUGUAAAAGAGUUGCUGUCUUACAGAAAGGAUUAAAUGGUUUAGUAUGAGGAACAUGAAAGCACCAGAAACAGUGCUUGGAAAGAACUCCAUAAGGGUUAGCUCUCAUCAUUUUUCACCAUUUUUUAGACCUACCCAAGAAUGUGUCACGUGCAAAGAAUCAUUACGUUCAUCCUGUGAUAUGCCCCUAAAACCCAGCACUGUGUCUGGCAUAUGGCACAUGCUCAAGAAACAUCUGUGGAGUGGGUGGAUGCAUUAAUGAAUCUACAAAAUAAUUCCCAGCAACAUCCUCCUCCCAAUUCUCUGAAUCCUCUGCUGGCUAUUAGCACAGAAAAACUUUAACUGGAGUGUCACUGAAAACAUCCUCAUCCCUUGAUCCCUUGGCUUUAUCCCUGUCACCCCCUUUCUUGAAGCUUCUACUCUAACGAAUCCAAGUCCAGUAACAACCACUUGCUUUAUCUCUGUUUCUCCCUUUCUUGACUUCUCUGUUCUAACAAGUUCGAGUCCAGCAGCAACCACUUUACCAGCCUCUCCGGCGCGGCAGAGGUGGCAGACGCGAAUGGAAGACUGGGAGUGGGGCGUGGCCACCACGUCGCAGAGCCCGAUUGCGCCUGCGUAGGCUGCGGCAAAGCCAAAAGCGCUCGGGCUUGCGGUCUUUGCCGUCUAGUGCUUAUGUAGAAAGAUCGCUCUUCUUACCAGCUCUCAUUUCUGAUCCGCCCCGCUCCCGAGUCUCGCGCUUCGGCUUCGCGCCGAGGCGCCAACACACCUACCGUCCUCUCUCCGACGGAUCGCAGACCUCCCAGUUUCUGCUCCUGACUCCUGGAACCAUGUCUCUGGUAAGCCAGAAUGCGCGCCACGGCAGCGCAGAGACCACCGCAGAUUACAGCGACGGCCGGGGUGAAAUGCAGGUUACUAACAUCUCCGGGCCCCCCACCUCCAUGCUAGUCUCCGAUGCCCCCCAGGACCCUCAGGGUGCCAGCGCUUCCCAGGCUGCACAGGACCCAAAUGACCUAGAGGUCCUAAUUGAUGAGCAAUCCCGACGUUUGGGGGCGCUCAGGGUCCACGACCCUCUAGAAGACAGAUCGAUUGCUUUGGUGAAUUUCAUGCGAAUGAAAAGCCAAACCGAAGGGUCUAUCCAGCAAUCAGAGAUGCUGGAGUUUCUCAGAGAAUACUCAGAUCAGUUCCCUGAAAUCCUCAGACGAGCUUCAGCUCACUUGGAUCGGGUCUUUGGGUUGAACCUGAGGGUUCUUGAUCCUCAGGCUGACACCUACAACCUAAUCAGCAAACGAGGUCCCCAGACCACUGAGAGGCUAGUAGAGUCCCUGGACAUGCCAAAGGCAGGUCUCCUGGCCCUGGUCCUAGGCCACAUACUCCUGAAUGGCAACCGGGCAAGGGAGGCCUCCAUUUGGGAUCUGCUGCUAAAAGUUGAUGUGUUGGAUGAGCCUCAGAGGGUUAACAACCUCUUUGGAAACACAAGGAACCUCCUCACUACUGACUUUGUGCACAUGCGAUUCUUGGAGUACUGGCCUGUAUAUGGCACUAAUCCCCUCGAAUUUGAGUUCUUGUGGGGCUCUAGAGCCCACAGGGAAAUCACAAAGAUGGAAGCCCUGAAGUUUGUGGCACAGGCCCAUGAUGAAGAACCCUGGAACUGGCCAGAAGAAUAUAACAAGGCCCUGGAAGCCGACAAAGCCAAAGAAAGAAGCCAGGCUGCUGGCUUAGAGUUCUGGUCAGAGGACACUAUGAAUGAUAAAGCAAAUGAUUUGGUUCAGUUGGCCAUUAAUGUCACUGAAGAGCUGCUUCCUAUACAUCAGGAUGAGCUAUUGGCUCACACUGGCAAAGAAUUCGAGGAUGUGUUCCCAAAUAUCCUUAGUCGAGCCACCCUAAUCCUUGAUCUGUUCUAUGGGUUCUCUCUGAUUGAGGUUGAUACCAGUGAGCACAUCUAUCUCCUUGUCCAGCAGCCAGAAUCAGAAGAAGAGCAAGUGAUGCUAGAGAGCCUGGGGAGACCCACUCAAGAAUAUGUGAUGCCAAUCCUGGGUUUGAUCUUCUUGAUGGGCAACCGUGUCAAAGAGUCCAAUGUGUGGAAUUUGCUUCGAAGAUUUAGUGUGGAUGUAGGGAGAAAGCAUGCCAUCACCUGUAAGCUUAUGAGACAGCGCUACCUGGAAUGCAGGCCUCUUUCCUACUCUAACCCAGUUGAAUAUGAGCUUCUCUGGGGUCCUCGAGCUCACCUUGAAACCACCAAAAUGAAAGCCUUGGAGUACAUGGCCAGGCUCUACAGAAAGCGACCACAGGACUGGCCAGAGCAAUAUAGAGAAGCUGUGGAAGAUGAAGAGGCCAGAGCUAGAUCUGAGGCAACUGCCAUGUUCUUCUUUGGCGCCAUGUGAAGUGCUGGAAAGAUGUAUCACUUCACCUGAGUGGUAACAGUUAAAGGGGCCUUGGGGAAAUGGGUACUGGAGGCCCAAAUCAGAAGUUGGGGGAGAGUUGGGUUAGGGAAUACACAUUGUGUUUGUUAUCUGUGUUCCAGUUCUAAAAGUAUUUCCUUCCUUUUAAUAUGCCCUUGAAUUAAGUUCGUGACCAGUGUUUAUAAAUGAAAUUUCUCAUUUGCCAUCCCUGUCUUGUUUAAGUACUGAAGUUCAGAUAGUUGUGUAAAUGUAUUGGUAAUAUGUAUAUUUUUGAAAUAAGCAGUAAAAUGAUCUGGUACAGGAGUUAAACAAUAACAGAACACACAACAAAAACAAAUACAAAACACUGCUUUGUGGUUGUCUUCCCUUGUGUGUACUAUUGUGUGUGUAUAUAUAUAUAUAUAUAUAUAUAUAUAAAAGACUGACAUUUACCUGUAUUUGUUUUGCUGUUCCAGAGUGUAGUGAAAAAUAAAAAGCAUAAUGAAUUAGA